AAUUCCUUCUGCAAAAGCAGCCUCUGCAUUUCUCUGCCCGUCUGAAUGCUAGCACGGCGAAAAAAGAAAAAGAGACUGAGGGGAAGAAGAGGAGGGGAGGAAAAAAACGCUGAAGAAAUGUGAAAAUCAGCGGACGGGUUCAUGGCGAGCGGAGGUCCAGAGCUAAAGGAGUUAUUGAGGGACUCCUUAACAGCCUCGCAGCCCGGAUCAAAAUGUUCUUGCCCUUGAGGAGUUCCCUGAGCAGUCUUUACUGGGCUGAGAGAAACUCUACCAUUAACUCAUGCUGUGUUCCCCUGCUUUGCUAAAUCUGUUGGAAAGCUCAUAGUGGAGAAGACUGCUGACUACCCGUUGGCUGAGUUCUCUCUGGUGGAAGAUGUGGCGCUGCACUUCACCCGUUUGAUGGACAGGCUGAACGAGCAGCGUCUCUUCCAGCCGGACCUGUGCGACGUUGACCUCGUUCUGGUGCGCCAGCAUAGCACCUUCCCCGCCCACAAGGGGGUGCUGGCUGCCCACAGUCCCUUCUUCCAGGCGCUCUUCACGCGGGGCAGAGAGCUACGGCGCGUGGACCUGACGCUGGAGGCGUUGACCAGCCAAGGCCUGCAGCAGAUCCUCAACUUCAUCUACACCUCCAAGCUGCUGGUGACGGGCCGGACAGUGCGGGACGUCCUGCGCGCCGCAUCUGUUCUCCAAAUGAGUGAACUGGUCACAUCCUGCCGCGAGCUCAUCAGCAGCCAGUCACUGGGCUCCGCAGAGACGAUGGGCAGCCAAGAGGAACAUCGCAGUCAGCUGUACCGUGAGGUCAAGCAGGAGGUGGAGGUGGGAAGUAUUUUCACCCGAGAAGGGAGUGGCCCUUUUUCGGUGCGGCUGGUGGACACCGGUACCAACCCGCAGGCCAAACACUUCUACAUAAAAGACAAUACUGGAGGGGGAGGCGCCCCAGGAGCUGGAGGGAGGGGCUUAUGCAAAGUGGAAGGAGGGGACAGCCAAGAAGAGGUGGACCCCCAAGAGAGCUCUGCCUCCUUUAACAGGGAGCAAAUUAUCGUGGAGGUCAACCUCAACAAUCAAACCCUGAAUGUCUCCAAGGGGUCGGAGGGCAAGGCUGUCACCGCGGACAUAUCCUCACUGGUGGCCCGUCGCUGUGACAUCCGGGCCGACGCAGGGGGCGACGAUGACCCUGGACCUGAAGUGAAGGAAUAUGAGCGGAGAGGUGAGGAAGAGAUGGAAAACAGCAGCGAGGAGGAGAGGGAUGAUGAGGAAGAUGAUGAUGAAGAGGAAGAAGGGGAAGAGGAGGAGGAGAGCGAUCUCAGUAUUCCAGAGGUGGGACAAGCCAUCUUUGAGAGACCUCGCUGUGGAACGAGAGCAAGCGCGGCUGUUUCGCUACGCCAGGGCUUGGUUAGCGCCUCGCUGGCCCCAGCCCUACCCUCAGGCCAUGAAGGCCGGCGGGCGAAGAAGGAGCAGGAGGGAGCGGGCCAGAAGGUGAAGCUGGAGGAGAAGCAGCACUUUCCCUGUAAGAAAUGUCCACGUGUCUUCAACAACCGCUGGUACCUGGAGAAGCACAUGAACGUCACCCACAAUCGCAUGCAAAUCUGCAACAAGUGCGGCAAACGCUUCCUGCUGGAGAGCGAGCUGCUGCUUCACCACCAGACCAACUGUGAGAAGAGCAUACAGUGUGUAACAUGCGGCAAGGCAUUUAAGAAGCUGUGGUCCUUGCACGAACAUAACAAGAUCGUUCACGGCUAUGCUGAGAAGAAGUUCUCCUGUGAGAUCUGUGAGAAGAAAUUCUACACUAUGGCGCAUGUCAGGAAACACAUGGUUGCCCACACUAAGGACAUGCCGUUUACCUGUGAGACGUGUGGGAAGUCCUUUAAGCGCAGUAUGUCUCUGAAGGUGCACUCCCUGCAGCACUCCGGAGAAAAACCGUUCAGGUGUGAGAAUUGCAGUGAACGCUUCCAGUAUAAGUAUCAGCUUCGCUCUCACAUGAGCAUCCACAUCGGCCACAAGCAGUUCAUGUGCCAGUGGUGCGGCAAGGACUUCAACAUGAAGCAGUACUUUGAUGAGCACAUGAAGACACACACUGGAGAGAAGCCGUAUAUCUGUGAGAUCUGUGGGAAGAGCUUCACCAGCAGGCCCAACAUGAAGCGCCACCGGCGCACCCACACCGGCGAAAAGCCGUACCCCUGUGACGUGUGCGGCCAGCGCUUCCGCUUCUCCAACAUGCUCAAGGCCCACAAGGAGAAGUGCUUCCGGGUCAGCAACCCUUUAGAGACCGACGGCAACCCUCUGGGCCUGGAUCCCGCUUCUCCUGGCCCGCUGGCCGGCCGGUCCGUGACCCCUCCUGCCGAAGCGUCCAGCCCCCUCUCCCUGCCCCUUCUCCACUCCAUUGGGGGGCUCCCCCCUCCCCCUCCUCUCUUCUCUACCGGAAGGGUUAGCUCAAACAACAACUAACAGCGCUCAGUAGAAUUGUAGCCGUUCCUUUAGCUCCUUUUCAUUACUUUGAAUCCAAAGCGGUAGGUCGUUUGACUUUGUACGAGCUGUGCAAAUCACAUGAAAGAUGAAACUCCUCGAGAGGCGUUUCUGACCUGCUGAAUGAAGUCUAAGACAUGUAGCGGGCGUUUGUAACAGUGUGUGACACUGUAUGAUCCUUUGAUGCUGUGCAAGCGAUGACUUAGCAUUCUCAUAGAGAUAUUUUAUAUAUUGUCAAGAUCUACUCAUUAUUCAAAGAAAUAUGUUCUCAUUUUUGUUAUAUAUUCUUGUUUUUUGAGCUAAAGGACUAGCAUCUUGCUGGUUAGGUUCUCAUGCUCAACCCAAGGCUGUUUUUACGUGGUGAAACUUUAUGCAACUAGUUGCAGGUUGCCAGUUGCGUGAAACAUAAUUUCGGAGCUUCUUAACAGUUACAAGAAGUUAUUAAAAAACAACUGGAUGCAACUCAUUCGAUUAUUACACAAGUUAGCAAGAAAAGUAGCCAGCAUUUUUCAGAUAUCAUAUCUGUCUGGCUGCAUAAAAUCAUCUGUGAUGUGUUUUUCAGCCUUUGUGCCAUUUUAUGUCAAAAGAGGAGAAAAUUAAUAGCUGGCAACAUAGAUCAUGAAACAGAGGGCUAACAAAGCAUCAAAUUAACCUGAGGCCUAUCACAGUCAUAAUAUUUUAAUGAUUAACUGUUAUACAGAUAAUUGCGAUUAACAAUUUUGUUGUCUUUUUUAGUUAAUUACAUGCCAUUAUAAUAGUGUAACAACAGCAGUUUAGUGAACACUGAACUUUAAAACAUACAUAAAUUAAAUGUACAUGUCUUUUUACCAAAGUUUACCAGGUUCAAGUAAUUAAAAUAAAUAAUGUACUAUUCUCCUGUUUCUUUACAGGCCAGGUAGAUUCCAGGCAAGUAACACUAAUACAUAGCUCAUUGAAAUUAUGUGGAUCAAAGUACAUUGCAUAUAGGGAUGCACCGAUAUAGGAAUGAUGGGCUGAUUUCAAUACCCGAUAUUUUUUAUAUCUGCUGAUACCGAUGCCGAAACUUUUGUAAAAUAUAAAACUGGAUUAGCAUUGGGGAGAAAUAUAACAUUCAUUUCUGUAGGGUUACAAAUGCAGUAAAAUUAAUAAAACACAGAUAUUUUAGCAUAGCAGCCCAGCAUACAGUAAAUAUUAUCAUUUAUUGGAAAUAUCGAUCAAAUCUAAACAGCUCUCUGAGGCUAAUCAAUUUUAAGCAAAUAUCUGCCAAUACUGAUAUGAUUCCGCUAUCACUGUGCAUCGCUAGUUGUGUAGCUAAAAACUGUGCUAGCAGCCAAGUGAAUUUCAUCUUUACUUUUGUCCAUUUUUACAGAUAACAGUGUGACAUACAGUGUCAGAAACCACAUAAGCAAGUCUGUCAGAUAUUAUCCGCUAUCUUUUUGUGUUUUUGUAAGCAUAUGGUUUGUACAAUUCUCAUUGAUCGAAUAUAAGCAAUAGCUGUUAGCAACAUUAGCCUCGUAGCUUCAGGGCAUAACAAAAUAAGCGAAAACAUAUGACUGAAAUCUAAACAAUGUUGGAAAGUAAUUGCAGACAGCUUGAAUAGUUAUGGUUAAGCGAUGAUGUAAUUGUGGCAGGCCUAAAUUAACUUUUGUUUGCUAACUAGCUAACUAGUUAAGCUAACUGGUUACCAGAAAAUAAGCAGCGUUAUUCAAAGAGAAAUUAAUUUUUUCCAUGCUCUAAUUUAUUUUCUGGUCCAUGAUGUGUUGAAAUCAUUUGAAAUGUUGUCAUGUAAUGUUAUGAGUGUUUUGGCAGUUUCAAGAGACUUGGUUCACAAAGUUGCAGCUGUUGUGAGUUUUAGACAAUUUUUUACGUGAGUUAAUGGAGGCUUUCCAUUAUACAACACACGUGAAAUUUAGUUUCUUUUUUUUUUUUGACUUAAGUUGCCUGAAAGUUUCACCAGGUAAAGCCAGCCUAAGUACAUUACAAAGAGGUUACCAGAGGUUCAUGGUUGUGGACUGCGGUACGGUAGCAUAUUUAUCUUGGUUGGACAAAUAAUGUUCUCUGCAUUAAGAAUGUCUUUACAGACAGAGUGGCCUGUGCUUUCUGCCAGAUGCGGGAAGCAGGCAAACCUCAGAGGAUCCACAAAUGUGUUCUCUACUCCAGCCAGCAGAGGGCGCCAUGUGAUCAAAGUGUGCCGCAAAAACUUGAGUUGUGAGUUGAAAACAUUGCAGAUAUGUGUAGUAGCGAUUACCAAAUCUGUGUCCCUGGACUCUUUAUGUAUCACGUCGCAGUAACCAAACCCUGUGUGCUCAUACGCCGCCAUUAGAUACGCAUUUAUAAUCACUCCCGCACCUUAUUUUUGACCACAGAUAUAUUUAUGUUGUAUUCUUUAAUAUCUUCUUGGUAGGGUUUGAUAUGAUGGUUUGUGUCAGGCCUGGCUUUGGCAUUUGUUUGCCCUGUUUAAAGUUUUAAAGGUGUAUUGUGUGUUUCAUGACCUGUGCUGUGCAUGGGUAAGAGCGUGUAUGGAAAGUUAUAAAGCACUUACGGGGACUCUAAGGUGUAGAAAUCUAGCAAACAUACUAAUGUGUCAUUCAUAUUUUCUUUUUUAAGUAGAAGAGCACUUUAUAAAUAUUGGUCUGUGUAUCGGCCAUCAAUGUGACUGAAAAUCAGAUCCCUCGGAAUUUGCUUCAUUUACUGUUUUUUAGCUCUGAGAAGGAUAUACAAUUUUUAGCAGAGCAAUAUAGCAAUAUAUUCCACUAUGGACAUAUUAUAAUUUGUACUUAGGCAAUGUUAAACUGUGCAUUAGGUUUUGUCCUGUAAUGUACCUUUAAUUUAUGGUACAACAUGUUCUGAAGUCGCUUCUUGUGCUGUUUCUGUAGUCAUUCCUUUAGCCUUAUUUAGACGUCCAAUGUCAAAAAUUAUUUAUUCGGGAUUACUGAUUUGGGUCUUUCACUGAUUCAUGGAAAAGAUAUUAAUCAGAUGACUGAUAACUGCAAACGCUUUAAUAACUAAUACAAAUAGUUUGACUUGAUUCAGAACUAAUUAAUGCUUACACACAAUAUGCAUCUUUCUUUUACAGUCUUCAAGUUUAUACAGUCUUCAUGGCCUGCUGUGCACUUUUGACUUAUGUACUUAAGAUUUAUGUACGCUUUAAAGGUUCACUAAGUUUCCAUUUAUCUUAAUGGCAUAUCAAAAUAGCUACUCAUUAGCACCUGCUUUAACCUACAUUAGUAAUAAAACAAAGAGUUCUAGUCAGUUUUUCUCACACAAAGUGAGAAUGUUUUUGCACAUGCUACAUGGGUGGACAAAAUAAUGGAAAUACCACAUGGAAUACUCGGACUCUUCGACCAUUUUAUCAGAAACACAAUAUAGGUAGCCCAUCUGUUUUUUGCACAUUUAUUGACCUUAGAUCGAGCUCAGUGAUCGGUCAAGCAUAAUGCAUGUCCAACAUAACAGACUAGCUAGAUAGGUUUACAUUUCCAUGCAAGUCAAUGUAAAACCUUUUUUUAUUUGGUAAUUUGGUGUUUAUUAUUAUUUAUUUGAUAUUUGAUUGGCUAAAUUGAUUAUUUUGUUGUAUUUGCUUGCAUUUAAAGUGAUCAGGUCUAUAUAGUCUUCUUGUGGGCCACAGAAACUUUGUGGUCAGUUGUGUGAGUAGCAAGUUGCAAAAGGUUGGGAAGCCCUGGAAUAGAGGAUAGUGUCUUUAACUGUACAAUCACUAACUGUACCCAGUGAGGACACACAAUGUGUAAAACCCCAACAUCAUAAAGACUGACCCACCACCCAAAUAAUAUCUGGGUCUGGUUGCAUGAAGGGAAAUUCAAUUGUUAAUUGUUUCUCUUAAAGAAACCCUUGAGUAUCACCUAACAGAUUUUUGUGCAACACACUUAACCUUGGGAAAUCUUAAGGGUAAUCUUAAGGAAAAAUUCAACUGGCCCUAUGGUGGUACCUUUCCAUUAAUGGACAGAGUAAGUGGGACUGAUAAAUUGUGAAUUGUGGGCUACAGUCUGUAAUUGUAAACCUAUAAAGUGCACCUGUGUGGUAGGUGUUUUUGAUAAAAUGACCAAUGAGCAUGAGUACUUGUGGUCUUUCUGUUAUUUUGUACACCUCCUACGUUUGGCAGUUAAAUACUAAUAAUGCUCUCUACCUCUAUCUUAUCUUAAUGGGACAUCUUUAUGGGUCAGUAAAGCCAAAUCAUCAGCAUAUGAACAAACUGUCUUCAUAUCAGUGAUGUACAGAACUGUGCAAAAGUCAGAGACCACCCUUCAUUAAUUUGAUUUCCAGUUAUUAAUUCUUCAGGAGGUUUUUCUGAGAGAGAAGUAUAAUCCAUUUGCAAAAGGAAGGGCAGAAAUAUGUGGAAAUGAAUGACUUUCCAAAACAAGAUUUCCAAAAAAUUAUUUAAAUAUGUAUUGAAACAGUGCAUGAGCACCAAAACUAUCACCGUCAGAUAAACCGUACUUAAAGCCAGAGAUGAGAAGCAGAAAAUUCAACCAACUUCUCAGACUGAGCUUUGGAGGUGUGCAAAAAUACAAUUUAUAUAUGUAUAUUUAUUCCAUGUUUUCCACUUUUUUCCCUGACCCCAAAAAAUGAAUAACUUGUACUUAAUGACUGAUUUGUCUGGAAAUUAAAUAAACGGGUGGUUUCUUCUGACUUUUUCAUAGUACUGCAUAACAACUAAACCAGUGGGCCCAAAAAACUCCGUUUGGCUGCCAACCAUCAAAAUAUGAACCCACAUACUCACUAAAACCUCUAGUUUGUCAUUUUUACAGUACCAGGGCAGGAUCUAGUUCUCCAGAACUUACUUAACUCAUCAAACUCUUCAUCUACCUCCUCAUAGAUAUCAGUUAUGUGGAAAGAGCCUUCUUGAAGCUUCAUAAGAGUAAAAAGAGAGGACAAGUGUAGUGAAUAUUACAGCUAUCAAUUAGUGGACCUUUAAAGAAUCUCUGUGGAGAAGCCAUGAAAGGUCUGAUAAGAGAAAAGAGAUUUCAGAAAGUUUAUAGAAAUUAUAGAUUUCCUUACUGAGCUUUAGAGAGGAUAUAUAACACAUAAAGAGAAAACUUUAACCUUAAACACAGUAUAUAUAGUCCUAAUAACAGGUAUUACAAACUAUAUAGCCCACAUUAAGAUAUACAGUACAGUAUCUAUAGUCUGUAAAUAUGUCGUGUACUCCAUGUCAUUUACCGAAUAGGCCGUUUUUUGUUGUUUUUUCUUUCUUGUUUACAUUGUACUGAGAGUCAGAUGAAUGUGGUGACGCGCGGUGGAGGGGUCAGUCAGCACUAUUGAAAGACUUUGGAAGUUGUAGAUAAGCUUUUGUUUAUGUGAUAAGCUCUAAAAUGUUUCUUUUCUUUAAAAGAAAAAGAGAAAAAAAUACGUUAAGCACCUUAAAUUUUAUAGUCGCUCACUUUGCCCACUUAUAUGCACAAAUGGUGACAUUUGUGAGAUGAUACAGUUGUUUGCGAAACUUUGGGCGCCCCGGUUACAUCAUGUUUUGUUCAUUUUCUCAUUUGACUGGGGGUGUUCAAAGUUCUGCAAACGACUGUAUGAAUUAUUAGUUGAUAGAAAAUGGAUUUUACAGAUUUUUUAAUCUUUCAAAGCCACAAUUGUGGAUUUUAGAGCAACAAAGUAGCAGCAUCAACAAUCAGUGACAUACGGUUUAUAUAGUGAGGGUAAAGCUUUAUAAACAUAUGGACAAAAUGCUAGUAUUGUGAAUAUGUUGCUGCAUAUUGUGAUAUGCCUUGAAAAUUAUUUAAAAUUCAUUGGUAAAUCAAUAAUGUGGUUGGUCUGGAUGCUCAUAGCACACAGGUAACAAACAAUAUAUCAUGCAGCCCUAACGAGUAUAUUCUGUAUCUUCAACAAUCAAUGGAAAAAGAACUGAAGCGAAUACAAACUUUUGGAUCCACAUUGUGGCUUUAUACGGGGUUGUGUGGGGUCAGUAUGCUGUACUGGCUGUAAUUUCAAGUUCUACUAGCAGCAGCUCAGUCAUUUUGACUUUGAUUGAUUUGGAAUUGCUUGCCAAGAGUGACAAUAUGUAUGUGAAUGUAAUCACGGUGUAUGUUUUGGCAUUAAUUAGAUUCAUUUAGCUUGAACUAUAUAUCAGUGGUUUCAUAACAUUAUCUGUGAAAGGCUUCUGUAGGUCCAAGCUUUUGUCCCUGCCAGUGGCUCAACCAAUCAGCAGCCAAAUUUUAAUCAGCUGAAGUACGUGAAGUUAGUGAUUGGUUGGGACAAAAGUUUUGGAGGACACAGGCGCUGUGAGGACCACUCUGUUAGUGGUGCUGUAAGUAGGGCUGGGUGAUAUGGCAGAGUUGUAAUAUUGUAAUACUUCACAAUAUACAGUAUAUAUCAUGAUACUAUAUAUUAUCACACUAUAAUUAAAAAAAGAGUGAUAUAUAAUUCCAAGAACACCCUUUGGUUUAUUUAAAUUUCAGUCCAAACAGUCAAAAAAGUGCAAAAAAAAGCCUCAACAUCUAAAUUUAACCUCAGUUUGUUCAAUAUUUAGUGUGUCCACACUUUGCCUUUAUUACAUCUUCCAUUCUUCCAUUUUUGGGAGGCUCAUUUUGUUUUCCAAAGAAGUCUGUAGGGAUGUUUUUCCACUCCUCCAAAGUUCAGUCUUAGAAGUUGGUUGCAUUUUGUGCUUUACAUGAUCCAAAUAAUCUCAAAUUGGAUUACAAAAACUCUUACUCCAUAUCCCAGACUAAAUUUGCCAUUGUUUUUUAGCAUCAUAUGAUAAUACCAUAUUGUCAUAUCGCCCACCCCAUUACUGUUCAGAUGGCUCUUGAUGAUUGCCUCCUUUUUAAACCCAAUUUUAAUGCAAAUAGCCCUAGAGUAAUAAAAAUAGACUACUUGGUUGCCGAUUACUGUUAUCCAGCAAUGAAGACGCCACAAACGCCAGCAUCCAGUCUUACACAUUGUGCUGUUUCGUUACUAUAACCUUGGCAAAUCUUGAAUACAGGAGAGGUUGCGGAGGUUCUGUUGUGUAGACUGAAGUGGUGCUGUAACUAACAUGCCUUAAGUGUUAACAGGAAUGGAGCCGCCAUGAUAGUGAAUGUGCUAAAGCGUUAAUGCGAAUCACAGUGGCUUGAUAAUCGGAAAGUGAUGCUACUGAUGUGUGCACUUUGGUUAAGGACUGGGAGGAGGACAAAAAGUGAAAAAGGUUUGAUUUUACAUGUUUUUUUUAGUAUGGGUAAAUGUAAUUGGGGAGAAUAUUUCUUGCAAUAAUGUCUUGUGCCAGAUAAAUUUGUAAGCCUUUUAAAUGCUAGACCGAAACUGAACGUCUGAACUUCUGCCACAUCUUUUUGUCCUUUUGUUUUUGUACAUUUUUCAUUGUAUCACUUUUCGUAUUGCACCUUAUUCUCCAGCAUCUGUAGGUUAAACAGUAUUGGUAUUAUAUUGUGAUAUGUAUUUUUGAAAGAAUGGAAUUGUGAAGAAACAAACUGAAAUGGAAAGAAAUGUAGCAUGUGGGUUCAAUACUGUUCUUCGAAAAGUAACACUGGUUUUUUUCCACUGCACAGAAAACUGGAACUGUGCUCUCCGUUGGUCACAGGUCCAAAACUGAAGGUUGUAAUUUUACAUUUUUUUGGUACCUGAUAAAUAUUGGCACCAACAGGACCUUGAAGGUUUGUCCUCUGUCUUGGGUAACAGCUGAAGCUAACACAUAUUUAGUGAAUUCUUUACUCUUCCGGGUGAGGAAAAAGUCACUAAGCACUACUACAUCACCAAUAAGUGCACCAGAAUGUAAAUUAAAUUGGUAUGCUUGAUGUGUGGAUUGACAUUUUUUUAGAAUUACUACUUUCUAAGUUUGCUAAGCUAAAUCAGGAAGCUAGCGCUAUUACCAUUUAUUCUAGCCUCCGCAGGAUGUAUGUUUUUUUGCUCACAUCUUCACAUCUUUUCAAAAAUUGAAGCUUUAUGCAUGAUUCUGUGUAAGCUAGUUAUGCUAGCUAGCAAGCAAAGGAGCUAUUAGCCAAAUUAGAUGCUUUACAGUGUCAUAAAAUGACCAGAAAGACAGCUAAAUUGUAAAAUGUGGUUAUUGUGAUGGUUUCAGCUGUCUCAAACAGAUGGAAAGAACUAGAACUGUAAGUUUGGUUCCCAUUUGGGUCAGUUGUUUUUGCAUGUGCAGUGGAAGAACAGCCAUAGUUGCUAACAGCAUAUGAAAAUGUGAAUAUCUUGCAAUAUAUUGUCGAUAUAUUCCAAAUUCUGCACUAAAUAUAUCAUAAUAUAUUUUAAACAUAUUACAUUUUUGUUUGAGUAAACCGUGUAGAGGGUAUUGAUUGUGUUACGAUUGCACAGGCCCAAAACUAAACCUUUUUUGUUAAAAAUGCACCUUCAUGUAAUGGUCUUAAAUUUAAAAGGUGACUUAGCAAAGCUUUUCAUUUUUGUACGCACUUUAUGUGAUGCUGUGGUUCAGUUUUGAAACAAGGUCUAGCAUAUUAAUUAAGAAUUAAAUUAUUAAGAAAAUGAAGAAUUUAGAUCAGUCCAUUUAAAUAUUUGUAUUUUUUUUUUCCUUUUUUCUUGAAAAAUCAAGUGGCCAAAUCAUAGUGUAUUACUGAUUAUUUUACCUUUUAUUUUUCACUUUAAUUAUCUAAUGCUAAAUGCUAAAUGGCUGGGAAAUACACUGUUUUGAUUGUGUAUUUGUAAGCGAAUGUGUUCAUGGGAUUGUGAAGUGGUCUGUGUUCUCCCUCUGUUUUACUACUCGUUUGCUGCUAGUCGUGUAGAAUUAGCAUUUUGUGGCCUUUUUGAGUUCUUUUUGUUUUUUCACAAGCUAUAACCUCACAGAAAAAACAUUUACAUAACCCUAGAUAUGGCGACAGAGCUACUUUAAAAAGAGUUAUAUGUCUAACAAAAGAAAAAUAGUUUAUCGUUUUUUUUGUUCUUCUAGUGAAUUAAAGAGUGAAAGAGAAGUGCUAAAGGAUUUGCACAUAAAAGAUAAAAGGUAAUCCAUCUUAUCUUCAGUGUCCUAGUGAAGGAGAACUGACCAUGCAGUUACCGUGGAACGUGUUACAACCAAAUCAAAGAUGGAAUCACUUUUUUUUUUUAAAACAUUUAAUAUCUAAUAACUUGUUCUUCCUUCGUAUGUAUUAAAGCAUUCUGGAGUGUGACUGUUCCUGCAUUAUUUCCUAAACUUUUACUAUGUAAACCCAACGUCUUAGUCAACCCUUGUGUACGAAGAACACAUGUAUGCAGUAGUCACGUCGGUUUUGUUAACACAGUACUAAAACAAUACAAAGACGCUAGUGUCUAGAGGUGCUAAUAACAUUAGACUGUAUCUUAUGUCAUUUAUCGUAUAAGUUAGUGUUUACUGUCUGUAACAGAACAAAAUAAAAAAGUUCAUUUCAAUAGUAAACUAAAUUAAACAUUAUCCCAAACCUCA
Colossoma macropomum (tambaqui) is the source of this 11800-nucleotide messenger RNA. RefSeq names its product zinc finger and BTB domain containing 47b (gene zbtb47b). The record is from RefSeq and is a predicted model, not a curated record. Bases 400 to 2445 code for a protein of 681 amino acids. Gene Ontology annotation, cellular component: nucleus. Lineage: Eukaryota; Metazoa; Chordata; Actinopteri; Characiformes; Serrasalmidae. Gene Ontology annotation, molecular function: DNA-binding transcription factor activity, RNA polymerase II-specific; RNA polymerase II cis-regulatory region sequence-specific DNA binding; protein binding. The transcript has 8 exons. Gene Ontology annotation, biological process: regulation of transcription by RNA polymerase II.